AUGUUGUAUGGCCUGCAUUAUGGGAAGGACAGCUCCAUCAAGUGGUUGAUCUCAAUGGCAAUCUCAUUCUUCGAGAGCCUCUUUAUUACCCAACCUUUAAAAGUUCUUGGAUUCGCUGCAUUCUUUGCUCUAGUUCUUAAGAAAGUAGAACCAGAAGAUGAAGAAGAAACUGCGCUCAAUGGAAAGCUAUCUACACCAGGUGAUUCAAACCUUUUGCUGGAAUCUCGCAGAGACAGCAACAUUUACCAGCCUCCCCCACCUAGCGAUAUCUCAAAGAUGAAGGAUAACUAUAUCAAAGAGCAAAAAGUGUUUGCCUUAAUAAGAGAAAUACUAGCCUACCUAGGAUACCUGUGGAUGCUUCUACUAGUGGCAUAUGGACAGAGAGAUCCAAACUCAUACUACCUUAAUAAGCACAUAGGGGACAGUUUUACAGAUGGAAUGGGGGGGGAGUCUGCAGCUACCAAGAUUUCUUUAACUGGGCCAACACUACCCUCAUCAAUAACCUCUAUGGAACCUAUCCAGGCUUUGUGACGGAUGGCAACUCCAAGCUGGUUGGCAGUGCAAGGUUUCGCCAGUUGCGAGUCAAGAAGGACUCUUGCCCAGUAGCUUCUGUCCUCCAGAGAACGAUCGAUGAAUGUCGAGCACCUUAUUCCCUGGAUAAUGAGGAUAUGGAACAUUAUGGGGAAGGCUGGAAUUCCUCUGCAUUCACCAAUGCAACUAAUACUGAUUCUGCCUGGUACUACAAAAGUCAGUCCAAGCUUAGAGGCCACCCUACCUGGGGUCGACUGUCAACAUACCGCGGAGGGGGUUUUGUAGUACAUUUAGGAAGCGAUAGAACAACUGCACGCAGGAUUCUGCAAUACCUUUUCGACAAUGUCUGGUUGGAUGAUCUCACUAGGGCUCUUUUUGUAGAAUUUACCAUUUAUAAUGCCAAUGUCAACCUCUUCUGCAUUGUCCGGCUAAUGUUUGAGACCAACGCAUUAGGUACCUUUAUGACUCACGCUGAUCUUCAAAGUGUCAGGCUGUAUCCAUACACAGAUGGCCUACAUAUCUUUGUUGUUGCAGCAGAAGUGAUUUAUUUCCUCUUUGUUAUAUACUACAUGGUGGUGCAGGGAAAACUCAUCAAAACUCUUAAAUGGGGGUAUUUCCGCAGUAAGUGGAACCUGCUGGAGUUGGCUGUGAUUGUAAUAAGCUGGAGUGCCCUCUCUGUGUUUGUAAGGAGGACCAUUCUUGGGAACAAGGACAUCAAUUACUACCAAGAUCACAAGGAUGAGUUUGUAAGUUUUAAUGAAACGGCUGCUGCAGAUGCAGCCUUGGGCUACCUUAUAGCUUUCCUAGUGCUCCUAUCAACUAUCAAGCUGUGGCAUCUGCUGAGAUUGAACCCAAAACUGAACAUGAUCACUGCAACUCUACGCAGGGCCUGGGGUGACAUUUCUGGAUUUAUCACUGUCAUCAUAAUUAUGUUCCUAGCUUAUUCCAUUGCUUGUAAUCUGAUAUUCGGAUGGAAGCUGAACUCAUAUAAAACUGUGUUUGAUUCAGCAAAGACUAUGGUCAGCCUUCAGCUGGGGAUUUUCAACUAUGAGGAGGUGUUGGAUUAUAACCCUGUGCUAGGCUCCUUUGUCGUCGGAUCAUGCAUUAUUUUCAUGACUUUUGUUGUGCUGAAUCUCUUCAUAUCGGUUAUUUUGGUUGCAUUCAGUGAGGAGCAGAAGAAUCACAAGGCAUCAGAAGAGGAAGAAAUCGUGGAUCUCAUGCUCAUGAAAAUCUGUAGUUUUCUUGGUUUGAAGCACAAGAAGGAGGCGAAUGGAGGGGGGACAAAAGCACUCUAA
Staurois parvus is the source of this 1826-nucleotide messenger RNA. The record is from the annotation of a GenBank genome assembly. NCBI's taxonomy places the organism in Eukaryota, Metazoa, Chordata, Amphibia, Anura, Ranidae.